Messenger RNA from Cantharellus anzutake, 1746 nucleotides. RefSeq lists its product as uncharacterized. Gene Ontology annotation, biological process: secondary metabolic process. The transcript is spliced from 6 exons. NCBI's taxonomy places the organism in Eukaryota, Fungi, Basidiomycota, Agaricomycetes, Cantharellales, Hydnaceae. Bases 1 to 1746 code for a protein of 581 amino acids. The record is from RefSeq and is a predicted model, not a curated record. Gene Ontology annotation, molecular function: CoA-ligase activity.
AUGACACAACGGACAACAGACAACGCUCUUGUCUACAAGUCUCCCCACGCCGACGUUAAUGUUCCUGAGCACAAUGUGUACACUCACAUUCUUCCUUCUCCCACUCAUGCGCCGCACCCGAAUCGUAUGUUCACUCGUAAGAUGGCUCUGCAGGCUGAGGACCAGAUUGCCCUCGUCGACGCACUCACAGGGGAGAGAUACACGAGGGCUCAGCUGCGACGGCGCACAGAAGCGCUAUCAACUAGCCUUAGGGAAAUGGGAUUAAAGAAAGGUUCAUCUGUAAUGAUAAUUAGUCCCAAUUCGAUCGAGUACCCGGUCGUCACUUUGGCGUCGCUCGCUGCUGGUCUUGUCCCCAGCUUUGUCAAUCCAGCAUACACACCAUCCGAGAUCCUCCACCAGUUCAACGACUCUUCCGCCUCUCUAGUUUUUGUACACUCCGAAUCCCUCACUGUCCUCCUCUCUGCCCUUCCAACCAACUUUCCUGUCUCUGAACGCGUCAUCGUGAUGCAGCAUAGGAACCGGAUCCCAGGGUCCAUACUUGCCCAAGUCCCUCCAUUGAUUUUCAUAGAUGAUCUCAUCUACCAAGGGGAUCGGAAAAAAACUGGGGUGGAAAACUUCGACGGAGAACUGGCGAAGAAAACCACUGCAUUCCUGUAUUAUUCAUCCGGUACCACAGGCAAAUCCAAGGGCGUCGAGCUGACCCACCACAACAUGUCGACGGCAAUCAGUAUUUGCAGCAUCAAUUGGGGAGCUGAUGACACCUCUAGAGACGUGAUGUUAGCCGUCAUUCCGUGGUACCAUAUCACUGGUUCCCUUGUUACCUUUCUGUAUUCUAUUCACAUGGGUGUAAAAAUAAUCGUCCUACCUCGAUUCACACCCUCCACUUUCCUUGGAGCUAUCCAAAGACACCGUGUCAUUGUCAUGGUGGUUGCGCCGCCGCUUCUGCUUUUUUUCAAGAAUAGCAAGCUGGUAGAGGACUAUGACAUAAGUAGUAUCAGAGACAUUUUAACCGGCAGCGCUCCGGCAAGUAAGGAGUUGAUUGAAGGAACCACAAAUAGACUUCGUGGCAGGGGGGCGAGGGACGCCGCCAUAUCUCAAGCGUACGGCCUCACAGAGACUACGGCUGGGACACACAUUCUUCCACGCGCCUUUUCUCUCAGCAAGGUCCAUACCGUCGGUCGUUUACAGCCUAACCUACAAGCUCGUCUCGUGGACGACAAUGAAGUUGAUGUUAGCCCGGGGGAGCGCGGCGAACUGUGGAUCCGCGGGCCCCUCCUGAUGAAGUCCUAUCUGAGGAACGAGGCCGCUACCCGUGACACCAUUACACCCGAUGGAUGGCUUAAGACAGGAGACAUCGCCAUUGUAGAUUCGGAAGGAUUCUUUAGCAUCGUGGAUCGGAAGAAGGAGCUAAUCAAGUACAAGGGAUUCCAAGCGUUGUUGCUGAAACAUGACAUGUUGGAGGACGCAGGCGUCGUCGGAACUUGGGACGAGGUGGGACAGACUGAGCUCCCUACUGCCUACGUGGUACCGCGCAACAAAAGCAUCCUCACUGCUUCUCAAUCGUCCCAAGCCAAAUUUGCAUUCGAGAUUCAGGAAUGGGUCAAGUCUCAAGUCGCCCAUUACAAACAACUUCGCGGGGGUGUAAUCCUGGUAACUGAAAUCCCAAAGUCGGCUGCCGGAAAGAUUCUGCGCCGGAAUCUGCGCGAGCUUGCUGCGAAGCUUCCUCGCGCACCAAUCAAGCUCUAG